This is a messenger RNA of Glycine soja, 3490 nucleotides long. Its product is annotated as probable LRR receptor-like serine/threonine-protein kinase At1g53430. Gene Ontology annotation, molecular function: ATP binding; protein kinase activity; protein binding. NCBI's taxonomy places the organism in Eukaryota, Viridiplantae, Streptophyta, Magnoliopsida, Fabales, Fabaceae. The transcript has 24 exons. Bases 185 to 3256 code for a protein of 1023 amino acids. Gene Ontology annotation, biological process: protein phosphorylation. The record is from RefSeq and is a predicted model, not a curated record.
CCCUUUCCCUCCAACAAAAAUAAUCUUUGCCCACUCUCUUUGUUCUCUCUUCUUGUUUAGCCUCUGUUCCGUUUAUUCUGCUUGCCUUUUUUUUUUUCUUUUUCUUUUUCAUUCAAUUCUGAAACUCUCCUUUUCAAAACCAAGAUACGGUGGUUCUUUUCGGAUCCUGACAAACCGCCGGACCAUGAUGCGGUUUGUGAUGUCUUCAAGCAGCAUACGUGUGUCGACUAUGUUCUUCAUUUUUAUGUUCCUGGCUUCCCUACACUUUGGAUCCAACGCUCAACUCAUACCACAAGAUGAAGUGAAAUUGCUACAAGCAAUAUCAGACAAGGUAGAGAACUUGAAUUGGAAAGUUACACAACGUUCCUGCAACGUAAAAGGGGAUAGAGGAUUUGAUAACAGGAAAAUUUCAAGGGAUCAGGCUCAAAUCAUAAGGAAUGUCACGUGUGAUUGCACUUCUAACAAUUUCACUACUUGCCAUGUGACAUCAAUCUCUCUCAAGGGUCUCAAUAUAUCUGGACCUAUACCCGAUGAAUUGGGAAAUCUAAAUCGACUUGAAAUACUUGAUCUCACUCGGAAUAAUUUCAAUGGCUCAAUUCCAAAAAGCCUUGGACGCCUCUCAUCAGUUGUCACUCUGUCACUUUUGGGAAAUCGACUUACUGGUUCAAUUCCCUCAGAAAUUGGUGACAUGGCUAGUCUGCAAGAACUGAACUUGGAAGAUAAUCAACUUGAGGGACCUCUUCCUCCGAGCCUUGGAAAAAUGAGCAGCUUGCUGAGAUUACUUCUUUCUACAAAUAAUUUCACAGGGACAAUACCAGAAACAUAUGGAAAUCUAAAGAAUCUCACCAUGUUUAGGAUAGAUGGGAGCAGUUUAUCUGGGAAGAUACCCACUUUUAUUGGGAACUGGACCAAACUUGAUAGAUUGGAUUUGCAGGGCACAUCCAUGGAAGGCCCGAUUCCUUCUGUCAUAUCUGACUUGACAAAUUUGACAGAAUUGAGGAUAUCUGAUUUGAAGGGACCAGCUAUGACAUUUCCUAAUCUGAAGAAUUUGAAACUCUUGCAAAGACUGGAAUUGAGGAAUUGCUUAAUAACUGGUCCCAUUCCAAGAUACAUUGGAGAAAUAGAAAGUUUAAAAACUAUAGAUCUGAGCUCCAACAUGCUGACUGGUACAAUCCCAGAUACAUUUCAAGACUUGGGAAAACUAAAUUACUUGUUUCUGACUAACAAUUCUCUAAGUGGACGAAUUCCUGAUUGGAUACUGAGCAUAAAACAAAAUAUUGAUUUAUCUUUGAACAAUUUCACAGAGACUUCUGCAAGUAAUUGCCAAAUGUUGGAUGUGAACUUAGCUUCCAGCCUCUCUCGCUCAGCAAACACUCCAAUAUCUUGUUUGAAGAUGGGCCAACCUUGUUCAGGAAAACCCCAAUUUCAUUCACUGUUCAUAAACUGUGGAGGACCUGAAACAAAGAUUGAGGGCAAUGAAUAUGAGGCUGACCUCAAUCUACGUGGCAUUUCAAACUAUUUUUCUAGUAAUGGUGGCAAAUGGGCUUAUAGCAGCACUGGAGUAUUUCUAGGAAAUGAUAAAGCUGAUUAUGUAGCAACAAAUCAGUUUUACUUGAAUAUUAGUGGUCCUGAUUACUUCAAAACAGCCCGCAUGGCCCCUCUGUAUCUUAAUUACUAUGGCCUUUGUAUGCUGAACGGCAAUUAUAAAGUGAAACUUCAUUUUGCUGAGAUAGCAUUCUCUGAUGACCAAUCAUAUAGCAGCCUUGGAAAGCGUGUAUUCGAUGUUUCAAUUCAAGGUUUUAAAUAUUUGAAAGAUUUUAACAUUGCGAAAGAAGCUGGUGGAGUUGGUAAGGGAAUCACUAGGGAGUUUAAUGUGAAUGUUACAGACAACACCUUGGAAAUCCACUUAUCCUGGGCAGGAAAAGGAACUAAUGCCAUUCCUAUAAGAGGUGUAUAUGGACCUCUCAUAUCUGCUAUCACUGUGACCUCAAACUUUAAAGUUUAUGGACAUGGGUUCUCCACUGGAACAAUUGUUGGAAUUGUGGUUGGGGCAUGUGUGAUUGUCAUAUUGAUACUCUUUGCUCUUUGGAAGAUGGGUUUCCUUUGUCGGAAAGAUCAAACAGACCAAGAACUUCUAGGUCUGAAAACAGGUUAUUUCAGUUUAAGACAAAUUAAAGCUGCUACUAAUAACUUUGACCCAGCAAAUAAGAUAGGUGAAGGGGGCUUUGGACCAGUAUACAAGGGUGUACUAUCAGAUGGUGCUGUGAUUGCUGUUAAGCAGCUCUCCUCCAAAUCAAAGCAAGGGAAUCGCGAAUUCAUCAAUGAAAUAGGCAUGAUAUCUGCUUUGCAGCAUCCAAAUCUUGUGAAACUUUAUGGCUGUUGCAUUGAAGGAAACCAGUUGCUGCUAGUAUAUGAGUACAUGGAGAACAAUAGUCUUGCUCGUGCACUUUUUGGUAAAGAAAAUGAGAGGAUGCAAUUGGACUGGCCCAGAAGAAUGAAAAUUUGUGUGGGGAUUGCAAAGGGAUUAGCUUAUCUUCAUGAGGAGUCAAGGUUGAAAAUUGUGCACAGGGAUAUUAAGGCAACCAAUGUCUUACUUGAUAAACAUCUGCAUGCCAAGAUCUCUGACUUUGGUUUAGCCAAACUUGAUGAAGAAGAGAACACUCAUAUCAGCACAAGGAUAGCCGGGACAAUUGGUUACAUGGCUCCUGAGUAUGCUAUGAGGGGUUACUUGACUGACAAAGCAGAUGUCUAUAGCUUUGGAGUUGUAGCUUUAGAGAUUGUUAGUGGAAAGAGCAACACAAAUUACAGGCCAAAGGAGGAGUUUGUAUAUCUUUUAGAUUGGGCCUAUGUUCUCCAAGAGCAAGGAAACCUUCUAGAGCUGGUGGAUCCAAGUCUUGGUUCAAAGUACUCCUCGGAAGAGGCCAUGAGAAUGCUGCAGUUAGCACUCUUGUGCACCAAUCCUUCUCCCACUCUUAGACCAUCUAUGUCAUCAGUGGUGAGCAUGCUUGAGGGAAAAACUCCAAUUCAAGCACCAAUAAUUAAACGCAGUGACAGUGUAGAAGAUGUAAGAUUUAAAGCCUUUGAGAUGUUAUCACAAGACAGUCAAACUCAUGUCUCUUCUGCAUUCUCACAAGAUAGUAUAGAGCAAGGAAGCAAAUCAAUGGGGGGACCAUGGCUUGACUCCUCCAUAUCUCUUCCAAGUAGAAUUGAUUAUGCUUCAAACGAUCAACUUAUUAGAAAUUCGAAUAAUGUGUGAUUUACAAGUCGGGGAAGUUAACUCAUUAAAUUUAAAUUCUUUGUAUCAAAGGAUGUAAACAGUAACCAGUCAGGGAGAUAGAAUACAUACAAAAUGUGGUGAAGUCAAACAUCAGGUUUUAAAAUGUAUAGAAGAUUUUUCAUAGUUAUUUGCUAUAUGUAUGGUGGUUUAAAGGUGUUUCAUGUGUUAAUCUUACGAAUAUGACAUUCAAUUCCAGUUUCAAAGUGCCAACAA